Messenger RNA from Bombina bombina (fire-bellied toad), 1882 nucleotides. Its product is annotated as zinc finger protein 501-like. NCBI's taxonomy places the organism in Eukaryota, Metazoa, Chordata, Amphibia, Anura, Bombinatoridae. Gene Ontology annotation, molecular function: DNA-binding transcription factor activity; RNA polymerase II cis-regulatory region sequence-specific DNA binding. The transcript is spliced from 5 exons. The coding region runs from base 236 to 1714 and encodes 492 amino acids. Gene Ontology annotation, biological process: regulation of immune system process; regulation of cytokine production; negative regulation of transcription by RNA polymerase II. The record is from RefSeq and is a predicted model, not a curated record.
CGUGUAGGUUUGAAAUGCUGUAAAUUUUAAGUGCAGUGACAGAUGUUAGGGACAUUAGUUAUUUCUGUGCCCCGGGGCCUGGUGCUUAUGGCCAUGUGAGUGCCCGGCGGAACACGUGUAAUGUACCGGGGGUGGAGCCAGGAGGGCAAUACGGGGAGCUCACAGUAGCAGGUCUGUCUGUAGAAAGGAAGGAGAUCUAUUGCUAGAGUGUGUGACUAAUAGUUCUAUAUUAAGCAUGAAGAAUACAGAGAAUAUCUUGACCUCAGAAAACAAUAUGGCGACUCCAUGGGAGCGGUUUGAGUUUGAUGAAGUUGCUGUUUACUUCUACAAGGAGGAGUGGGAUUGUCUAAAGCAAGAGGAGAAGGAACUCUAUAGGAAUGUAACGAUGGAUAAUUAUCAGAUGCUCCGAUCGCUGGGUUGUGUUAAUAUGAAGCCGGCAGUCAUAGCGAUGAUUGAACAAGAAGAAGAACCAUAUGUCAGAGGUCAUGAUCAACCCCAGAAAACAAAUCCUAAAAGUACCACAAAAGAAGGUUCCAGUUACCGAAAAAUCUAUGAAGACCAUUCUGUUUCCCUUAGUGCAACUGAUUCUUUGAUGGAAGACAUCCAUUUUCUCAAGCAUAGUAAAGACACAACUAACAUUAACAUAAAUAAGGUCCCAAGGGUUAUGAACUUUGAGAAUGCGAGAAAAGAAAAUAUGACCAAUAAGGGGUGUUUCCAGAAAACGGCUCACGCAAAGGAAAUUAAUAAAAAGAUAUCUGUAACGGUGCAUAAGUGCCGAGCUUGUGAUGAAUGUUUUACUGAGAAAUCGCUUUAUUUAUCUCACAAACUAACACAUGCCAAAAACAGACAGUAUAACUGUUCAGAUUGUCCGGAAUAUUUUAAUUGCAAAUCAGACCAUGUUAAACACCAGGCAAUUCACAAAGUAGAGAAUAAUGUAUCUUGUUCUGAAUGUAGCAAACGUUUUAACAGUAAAUCAGCUCUUAUAAGCCACCAGAGGAAGCAUACAGGAAAAAAACAAUUUGCGUGCAUAGAAUGUGGGAGGAGCUUUUCUCUAAAGUCAAGUUUAAUUGUGCAUGAGCGAAGUCAUACUGGUGAGAAACCAUUUGCGUGUUCUGAAUGUGAUAAAUGUUUCAGCACAAAGUUUAUACUUACAAGACAUCUAAAAAUUCAUACAGGUGUAAAUCGGAUCUCAUUUCCUGAACAGCCCUACUCAUGUUCUGAAUGUAGUCUGUGUUUCAGAACAAAGCCAGAGCUUGCUAGCCACAAGGCGAUCCAUACGGGAAUGCAAAAAGCCUUGUGUUUGGAAUGUGGGAAAUGCUUAAGCAGUAAAGCUAAACUUUUACAGCAUCAGAGGAUUCAUACAGGAGAGAAACCAUUUGAAUGUCCUGAAUGCAAAAAGUGUUUUAGACAACUGACUAUGCUUAAACAGCAUAUUAUGAUACAUACUGGAGAGAAGCCUUUUACAUGUGCUGAAUGCAACAAGGGAUUUAUACGAAAGACAAUGCUUAUUAGACACCAGAAGGUUCACACAGGAGAAAAGGAGUUUGUUUGCUUAGAAUGUGGAAAAAGAUUCCCUGAAAAGGCAAAGCUUUUAAGACACCAAAGGCUUCAUACAGGAGAGAAUCCAUUUGUUUGCCCUGAGUGUGGGAAAUGUUUUAGAUGGGAUUACCAGCUUAAUAAUCAUCAACUUUGUCAUAUUGGAAAGUUUGCUUGAGCUGAUUAAACAUGAAACGAUUCACUUAAAGAAGAAGCCAUUUGCUUUACAAGAAUAAUGGAAAUGUUUUUCUCAGAAAGCUUACUGGGUUAUUCAUUAGAAGAUUUACACAGGGGAGAAACCAUUAUCAUGUCCUGAAUUUGGAAAAUGUUUUGUUUUGUGUGUUUU